AUGGCGCUCUCAACGAGAGAUAUUACGGACCUAAGCGGGAACACUCUUGAAGUUACUUGGAUCGGACCUCGGAGAGUGCUCCGUAGACGCGAUGGCAAGAACAUGCUCCCAGGCCAUGCUCAUGCUGACCUACAAAGCCCAACUCUUUUGCCUUACCUCCGACGUGCACUUAUACCAUUCCAUCUUGAUAAGCUAUCACCUCGUCUUUGGCUGGUAUCAACGCCGCAUUAUGCACAUAUCUCGCCGCUACACCAUCAAGCCGUUCGUGGGAGGGACGUGAUUUUGACAGAAAACCCGCAUCUUCACCUUGUCUGGUACUACGAUCGUAUAUUUAUUAAGCCCAUCCCGCCUUAUAUGCUAUCUCGCGCCUUCUGGGAAUACAUUGAGGUUGCGGACAGGGAGCUGUUUGAAGCCGCUGCGGGCUUUAUGCGGACAUACCGGUUCCUUAUACAGGUUGACCUUGAUUUCCGUAGGGCCGCAGAAGAUAUGGGGCUCAUACCUACCAGCUCAUGCAAUGAGCGUCUAACAUUUGAAGAAUUUGCUGCGUUCAUCACUCCAUUUGCAGAUCUACCUGAUAAGUGUGUCUCGCCUCGGUAUCAAUACGGAGAGCUCCGAUUGACGCGGCUGAACUGGCUAGCGAGAAUUUUUCUUGGAAAACUCACCUUUCACCAUAUCAAUGCCCAGUGGGGUUCUUGCUUAAGCCGCAUACUGGCACCGUUCAUCGCGAUAUUUGUUAUGUUAUCGACCAUAUUAAGCGCUAUGCAGGUUGAGCUAGCUGCGCAAUCUUUGCCGCAUGAGUCAAGCGAAUUGCCUCCCUUUGCUGAGGCUUCACGUCGGUUUUCAGUUCUCGUUCUUUUUCUGGUCACUCUGGUUCUUCUGUUUUUCUUGGGACUCGUCAUUUUCAUGUGUUGCCAUGAUUUGUGGUUUGCGAGAUCAGUGUUACGCAGGAAGCACAGGGCACAAACUCAGAAGGCUGGAGAGAUGAAGUCUGGUGUCACGUAA
Metarhizium acridum CQMa 102 is the source of this 1002-nucleotide messenger RNA. RefSeq lists its product as uncharacterized. The record is from RefSeq and is a predicted model, not a curated record. Lineage: Eukaryota; Fungi; Ascomycota; Sordariomycetes; Hypocreales; Clavicipitaceae.